AUUUCGCCACAUAUACGGUCACACUUCUGCACUGUGGAUUUUUCGCAAUUUGACAUUAAUUUUAUUCGAUCGGCUCGGUCAAAAUGUACCGCACUCAGAUCUGCAGGCCCUAAGCAGACGCCUAAGGUUCAACUCUACCCCGUUCGCGGCUGCAUCCUUUCACCUGCGCAGGUGAAACGCUAGAACGGCAACCACAGCCCUGGUGAAACAGAGUCGGCAAAGGAGUGUUCAAGAGGGGGGAGGAGCAGUACGGCGGAAGGCAAAAGUCUUUUAAGGGGAAACAGCGCACAAAAGCCAGGUAACCAAAGUUUUGCAGGCAUGGAAAGUCCCUGUGAAUCCGAAAGUUCGCUGGACGGCGGCACCAUGCUGCCACCAAGCCCAGUUUCCCGGGAGCAGCUCCAGAAGAGGAUAGAAUCGCUUACCCAGCAGAACAAGGUUCUGAAAGCCGAGUUGGAUACCUUCAAGACCAAGUGCAAAGUGGUGCAAGAGGAGAAUCGCUGCCUCAAGCAAGCCUCAGUCAUCAUUCAAGCCAAAGCCGAGCAGGAGGAAGAGUACAUCUCGAACACACUGCUGAAAAAGAUUCAGGCCCUGAAAAAGGAGAAGGAGACUCUGGCGCACCACUACGAGCGCGAGGAGGAGUGUCUGACCAACGAUCUCUCCCGGAAGCUCGACCAGCUGCGUCAGGAGAAGUGCAAGCUGGAGCAGACACUUGAGCAGGAGCAGGAGUGCCUCGUCAACAAGCUCAUGCGCAAGAUUGAGAAGCUCCAGGCGGAGACGGACAACAAGCAGACCAAUCUCGAGCAGCUGCGCCGCGAAAUGGUCGAGUUGGAGAACACGCUAGAGCAGGAACAGGAGGCUCUUGUAAACAAGCUGUGGAAGCGCAUGGAUAAGCUGGAGACCGAGAAGCGUUCGCUGCAAAUCAAGCUGGAUCAGCCGGUUUCCGAUCCGACCACGCCGCGAGACAUCACAAACAACGCCCAUGCCAAUGGUGGCGAUACGGCCACCAGUUUGAGUGCUCAUAUCCAGAUUCUGCGCUCCGAAGUGCUUCGCUAUCGCUCAGACCUGGCGACCGCCCAGAAGGAGGCUACCAUCAAAACACAGCAGUAUGCGCAGGAAGAGAAGUCUAUUCGCGAGGAAAACGCUCGCCUUCAGCGCAAGCUGAAGCAGGAGGUGGAGCGUCGCGAAGCCCUAUGCCGGCACCUCUCUGAAUCGGAAUCCUCGCUGGAGAUGGACGAGGAACGCUUCUACAACGAGAACCUGAUGGGAGGCGGUUCGUUCGCUGUAGCGACGGCAGCAGCCGCGGCCGCAGCUUCGGCGGUGAGCGCCCAGCGGCAACGCACCAUCAGCAGUCCCGUCUCCCACAGUCCCUCGAGUAGCCGACCUCUAAGUCCGGGCACGGCGGUGCAAAACCGCUGCUAUGCCUGCGGCCAGCUAGUGAAUCGUCGUGCCAGCGAACGCUUCAUCAAGCCAGCACUGCCAACGCCCAUGCUGGGCCUGAACACUUCUGCACCCAACGUGCUGACCUCAACGAACCCACUGCUGGGCAUUUUGGGAACAGGCAGCUCCUCAUCGUCUGCGUCCGUGUCAGCUGGGAAUGCCGCUGGCGGCUUUCUCUCGAAUCUGGGAGGCGAACGCCUAAGCCUUGGCUCGUCGAAUUCGGCUGGCGGCAGUGCCACCUUCUUGGCCGGCGGUGGAGGUGGAGGUCUGCUGGCCCAUCUCACUAGCCACUCCAGCGCUUCGUCGUCAUCGUCCAAUUUGAUGAACAUCAGCCUGAACAACUCGUCCAGCGGCAAUCUUGUUAACAGCAGCAGCAACUCCUCACUGUCGGCGUUCACGCCAACCAAUCCGCCCAGCUCGGCGGCCACGGCCUUUAUCCAGCCAGCCAGUCCCAUGGACACGUCCACCUGCAAGGACUAGGAGGAUGCAGUAGCUCUCGCACAGGGAUACAGAAAAAUCAUGACUUAUUCACACACUUUCACACGAAAACACACUAUAUUCAUAAACACGCACGCAUGCAAGCAACCAGUUUAACGAUCCUAAAAACAUAAGAAAACACAGAAACAAAAGAUGAGAAAGUAAACUAUCGUAAGCUUCUCCAGGGCGACUCAAAGUCGCCUCAUUUAUAUAUGGUUAAUAUGUAUAUGUAUGUUCUAUUUGAUCAAAAUCUCUUAAAACCUUUCAAUAACGGAAUUCCUAGGCGAACGAAUAUUUAGCGCUAAUGUUUAAGAUUUGAAUGUUUUUCUAAUUUCGCUCGGUUCCAGUUAAAGUUAAGUGAAACACAGCUAAUAAUGAGAUAUGGAGGAUAUAGGGGAUGAGAAUGAGGAUGGACAGCACACGCUAACCAGAUCGUAUGAAUUUAUAAAAAGGGUGAAUUCUAUUCAUGUCGAAACCAUUUUCCCACAAUUCCUUCGCAUGUGGGCCUAAAAAUUUUGAAGUAUGUUUAUGUAAGCCAACAAAAAUAAAGUUCAACAAUUUAAAAUUAAAUAAAAA
Molecule: messenger RNA, 2490 nt
Organism: Drosophila mauritiana
Lineage: Eukaryota; Metazoa; Arthropoda; Insecta; Diptera; Drosophilidae
Product: coiled-coil domain-containing protein 6
Exons: 5
Coding region: 319-1917 (532 amino acids)
Source: RefSeq, a predicted model, not a curated record